AUGCUCAGUCCACCAAUAUCAGUACGUUACAUUCGCCUGAUUCCUGUUGAGUGGCACAAUCAUAUAUCGAUGAGAGUGGAAAUCUACGGCUGCUCAGGUACAGUAGCUGUCUUGUAUCGCUGAACCGUGAUGACGCCUUUGCUCAUAGAGAAAUUUUGGGUGCAAUACCUGCCUGAGUUUACAAUGAAAGAUUGGCUGCUAGGCAAUUUUAAGAUGCUCUCAGUUUAAUAGUGGUGAUUAAUUUGAAAUCUCAAUUAUGAUUUCAGACUAAUUUAAUUUAUUUUACACGAUGUUUGACUGUCACUCUUCACUCUUUUACAUUUUAUUGCCCCCGCAGGGUUUUUGGCCCCAGAGGGCCAAAAACCCGAGGAGGCACCUUAGGACUCCCCGCGUAAUAUAGAGGAAGACUGGAGAAGAGGGAAUGUGGGUAUUUUCGGUAGAUCAUAACCAGAAAAAAUCUCGAUUUGAUCGCUUGCACGGCCGCAAGGUAUCAACGUUUUUCCCGCAAAUGGUCAUGGGCUGCCAGUAAAAAGACACGCGCGCGAGGACUUUUAGGAUCGGCGUCUUUGACACGAGAUUUGUCCUAGUAUAGAGGGAGACUGGAGAAGAGAGAAUGUAGGUGUUUUCGGUUGAUCGUAACCAAAAAAAAUCUCGAUUUGAUCGCUUGUACGGCCGCAAGGUAUCAACGUUUUUCCCGCAAAUGGUCAUAACUACACAACUGUAAACAACAAGCCCAACUCAAAAAAAAAAAAGGAAAUGGUACUGUAGGGCGGGGGCAGCUCUAGUGAGAACUAUAACUAGUUACAUUACUUUCGUUUUCGCUCAAUUUGAUUGGCUUCAGCGCACAAGCCUUGACUGGCUAGUUUUUCCUGUUUUAAUGUUUAACUGAAACAUGGAUACAAAGAGUUGGUCCGAUUGUAGAAAAGAGCACAAUCAUCUCAUUCCUACCUUGCAAACCUCAGUUUGCUUUUACGAUGAGCAAAGUCUGUGCAAAUUAGCAACCAUUCAAUUUGGUCUUUUCGGUAUCAUGUUGUCACCGCGAAUUCUUGAACAUGUUUCAAUUUUUUAGUAAGAAAAAACCUGAAACCUGAAUUUGAAACUUUCUUUGACCUCCUAGCGCUUACCUAUUCGCCAACGGCACCACCAUCCGAAAUGACGACAAAAGCUAAAAACGGCAGAGAAGAGGGAAGACCCGCAGCGAGCAGAGGGAACCGGAAAACAGAAGGUGCCGCUGAAAAUUUUGUCUAAUUGUUGUGUUGUCGCGUCAGACGAUGCGUUAAGAAAACAAAACCCGUGCGUAUGGAGGCUUAACAUCCAACACAAAGGAAAUUAUUGAAACUGGGCAGCAUAAUUAAACAUUUUUAUCUCACCAACUAUCAUUGAGGAGUUAACCAAUUUAAUCAUCAUCAUGUGAAUUUUUUUGUCUAUUGCAAUUCACAAAAACAUUCGACUUACGUUGAGCAAGGUAAUAAAACGGUAAGUAGAUUGUGAUCGCACAGUCUAGAGUCAUCAUCCAUCACCAGUUUUUUCAUAUUGAACUCUGUUAAAGGCUUUUUCCCUUCGCUGUUGAUAGCCUAUUGUUUCAGAAUUUUGGUCAGCAAAAAGGCUGAUCCGCGUCAGUCUCGAAGAAAACCACACCCAAUUUCAGACUAAUUUCCCAAGUUCGAGUAACACGAAUAAAGUGUUUAUCUCCUGCUCCCUUAAAGAUGAGUCAAUGUGGGCUAAAAAAAACCAGGGUCGUAAUGAGGAAUGGCCUUAUCAUACCUCCCUAUCCAACUUUUAUGACAAGGCAUUUAUUUUUGAGAUACGAGGGAAACCAACUCCUUGUACUUGAAUGUUUAACUGGGUAGAUGCGUUCAUCUUUUGACAGGUGUCAAUGUACUUGCUGUGGUGUUACCCGUGAUAUUAAGCAUUUUGAUCGCUGCCUUGGGUGUAUUUUACUGGAAAAGGUGAGAACGAGCUCUAAACGGGGAAAUUCGUUGUCUAGCGACGGCAUCAAAGAACUUGAAAAGUACAGGCUUAACUCAUGAACAAGACAUGAAGAUGUUUAUAUGAUAUUUACAUUGUAUAACGAUUAAACUCUUACCUAUGGUUUUCUUUCCUAUGAUGUGACUUUGUAAACCUGUUUUUAAAUAGGAGAGCUAAAAGGAAUAAGGACAUCAACUCAGUCGCAUUUCAGAAGUGAGUAGAAAUCAUUUCUAGUUUUGUUUGUUUGUUUGUUCGUCUGAAAGAAAAAACGUCUUAGCACAUCUUUCUUAGUAUACUGACUGACUCACAGACCAUUUACUUACGUUAAAUAUGGUGUACUCCAGUUCUUUAUAAGACUUUGGCCUUCACAAAAAUCUAUUGAUAAACUUAUCCUAUGCACCCAUCUCUGCAAGCAUAUCAUUCGAUGGUUUUUUUCUGCACUUGACGUCUUUACUUGUGAUUUUUCAAUCACAAUUUUUAACUUCCAAAACGAACACUGCUGAUGAUUGAUUUGGUCCACAGUCAGGUGUAAACUGACAGAGUAAAGUCACUUUUAAGAGUCGUUAUUACAGUUUUUCACGUUAUCUGCUUUUAUUUUUUGCAGGGGAACCGAUGAAUUAAACUAUGCAGUGAACAGAAUAUACGAUGACGGGUAAAUGUCUAAUUUAAAAACACUGAGAACUGCGGUAUUUGAAAUGAAUGUUUAUGCUUGUCCCACUUACAGUACGUAAGUCCACGAACAACACGUACAUCGAACACAGGAACAAGAACUCGUUAUAGUUUUUUCUUAAUAGAGGUAAUUUAAGCAGAGGCGUUGAAGAGAAGCGAUGGCAUUCGGAAGAGGAAUGAAACUAAUUCUUACGCACUUUGACCCCAAUGUAUUUGUCGUGUGAAUGUCGUUUUAGUAUGCUUAAUCUAAAUGAUUUAUUCGGACAAAAAUGGUAAAAGGCGCACCAGGCAUGAUAACUUUAUCUUCUGGCUACCAUCGCGUCUAAAACCGUUUGUGCUUAAGUUUCCUAAUAAUUUUGGGGGCAGUUCUUGACGCAAUCGUUGAUUUUCCUCAGAGUGUGCAGAGUAUAACGGCAGCCUCUCAGUGUUUCUUCUAAGUUUUAUGCUUUCUCGCAAACUUAUAUCAUUUGGAUAUUUACCUCCACCGAAGUGGAAGCGAGAUCUACAUAUCUAUUAUUAUUACUAUUAUUUCCUGAUUUCCUUUUUUCGCUUUAGCAAAUCAUUGGGUUACCAACUCCUCAGCGAAGAAUCGAUUAACAUAGGUGAUUGUUAUCAUAACAAUUGAUGGCAUUUCGACGGAGAGUCGUGAAAUAAAAAACCUCAAAGCAAACAGGCGAACCGCCUAAAGCGUAACAGAACGUGACUGACCAAGUCAUCAUUGGUUUUAAUUUUGAAUAUUGAUGGUUGGGAAUUCGAAAGUGGCGCAACCAAAGCAAACCCGCAUUACCUCCGACACUCAACUGGAAAUUGCUCAGUCUAUCACUCUGAAAACUUAGAAAUCCCAGAACUGCAUUCGUGGAAAUAUAUAUUUAGCUCUAAUCAUUGACUGUGAUGUUAAUUUUUUUUUUCAUAGGGACGAGGUGGUGUACCACGAGUUUUGAAAUUAAUAAACUCCAGCACCAAGGAUAUGUUUUAGCCACUUACUGUUUUUUAAAAGAAAUUGGAAAAAAUCAUAUAAACAAAUGUAAAGAUCCUUUGAGGAUUCUAAUCAUUUUCCCUCUGAAUAGUCAUCGUAAAGAACAUCAAGCAGAAGUAACAUGUUCGGUUUUUCUUAUUAGUCAGAGGAUGAUUAGGAAGUGAAUCAGUUUUUGAAUGUGUAAAUGUGAAAAGAUUGUCACUUUUAGUUCGUUGCUGUCUAAAUGAUGUAAUUUUGUAGUAGUUGGUGAUUACUGGCUCAUAGAGCGUUUUCGAUUGAGUGUCGUAAACUCAAAACCAAAGUUAUCACAAGAACCAAUCAGAAGAUAGGAAAAUAACUGUAAGAACCAAUGAGAACUCAAAGUAAACAGCAAACGGUCCAAAGCGAAGGAACACGCGGGUGACCAAGUCGUGAUUGGCUUUGGUUUUGCACCUGAUUGGUUGAGAGAGUGGCGCAAGUUUUUUUGGACCAAUCACAGAGCGGAGAAAAGCAAAACCAAUGCAACCCGGAUUGUUUUCGACACUCAGUUGUAAAUUGCUCUAACCUGAAAACCACACAAGCAACAACUCGUUGUACACCUGAAGAAUAUGGCUCGCAUACUUUUAGCUUUUUUUACUUUUUUAAACUACUGGAUGAAUAUCAUAAUAUGAUUGUCUUGGAUAAAUUUUUUUAUACAACCCUCGCUAUCGUUAGGACUACCCUCACCCGGACGUUCAGACUGUUACCCCGGGG
Pocillopora meandrina is the source of this 4345-nucleotide messenger RNA. NCBI's taxonomy places the organism in Eukaryota, Metazoa, Cnidaria, Anthozoa, Scleractinia, Pocilloporidae. The record is from the annotation of a GenBank genome assembly.